This is a messenger RNA of Lactuca sativa (garden lettuce), 528 nucleotides long. RefSeq lists its product as uncharacterized. The record is from RefSeq and is a predicted model, not a curated record. NCBI's taxonomy places the organism in Eukaryota, Viridiplantae, Streptophyta, Magnoliopsida, Asterales, Asteraceae.
GUUGGACAGAACAUACAUUGACAAUACAUUAAAACAUAAAAACUACCAACAAUAGCUCCAAACUUCACCUUGGCGCAGAGUAGAGACCCCUAAAGUCUUCGACGUUAAGGAUCGAUCUCAGAAACCGAAGAUGGUGUGCGUCGCUUGUUUGCUUCCGCUGUUCCUGAUCCCGAUCGUAAACCUAUUGCCAGUCAUAUUCGAUCUCAUCAUGGCAAGAGUAUAUAGGAUUUUAGGGUGGGAAUAUCAGAAACCAGAACGUGCUCCAGCAGCAUGUCCUUAUAAACCUGUUGCUAACAAGACCAAUGAAAACGCUGCAAAAGAGCAUGACCCUAUUGUUGCUGAUGUCAUUCAUAAAGAAUUGCCAGUAGAUAAUCACAAACUUGAUUGAAGUCGAGUUAUUUGUGUAUCAAUCGCGUAUCUAAUGUUCUUUUAAGUUUCUUUGAAAACGCACUUAAAUGCAAACCAAAUUCUGUGUAAUUGCUUUGACACUUUAUGGAUCAUAUAUAUGUGGAUGGAAUUUCGAAAAUC